GCCCACCCCUGGGUGGAGUCAGGCUGUAGCUUUCUAGAGUGGGGUGACUGAAGCUUAGAACAACUGUUAACAGUUUUUUAUUGCUGCACAUUUAUUUUCUUUUAUUUCCCCAGUCAUUUAUCCUGCCAUUUUCUUGCUGCUUGUGGAUCUUAAGAUAGAUGUGUCAAGGUCUGGCUGCUAGAAGGACUAGGAUCCCAAAUCAGCAGCUCUGGGAGAAAGAAGCAGCUACAGCGAAGAAAAGCCUUGGAAAAGAAGCUGGAAAUUAUUCCUGCCACAGGAAUUCAAUGAGAGAGAGAAGUACCAAAAGAGACGAUUUCCCUGCAGUAUCAAACUGAGUCAAAGGUUCUUUUUAGAUUCCAGGACAUUUGGGGACAUCCUUCUCUGAUCCUGCAGCUCAGUGAUGGACAUACUAGCAUUUCUUAAGUCUCAGUUCAUCUGCCACCUUCUUAUAUGUUACGUCUUUGUUGCAACGGGACUGAUUGUAAACUCCAUACAGCUGUGCACCCUUGUGUUGUGGCCAAUAAAUAAGCAGCUGUACAGAAGAAUCAAUUGCAGACUGGCUUACUGCAUUUCAAGCCAGCUGGUGAUGCUCCUGGAGUGGUGGUCAGGAACUGAUUGUACACUUCACACAGACCCAGAGAGCUAUAAAAAGUUUGGGAAGGAGAAUGCGAUUGUAGUUCUCAAUCAUAAUUAUGAGAUAGAUUUUCUAUGUGGCUGGACUUUCUGUGAAAGAUUUGGUGUCUUAGGGAGUUCGAAAGUACUUGCAAAAAAAGAGUUGGCAUAUGUUCCCCUGAUUGGCUGGAUGUGGUAUUUUCUUGAAAUAGUCUUCUGCAACCGAAAAUGGGAGGAGGAUCGAAGAAGUGUAGCAAGAGGAUUGCACAACCUCAGGGAUUAUCCAGAAAACUUUUGGUUUCUAAUUCACUGUGAAGGCACACGUUUCACAGAGAAGAAACACCAGAUCAGCAUGCAGGUCGCAGAAGCCAAAGGCCUGCCAAAACUUAAGUACCACCUACUGCCUAGAACCAAAGGAUUCACUGUCACAGUGCAGUGCUUAAGAAAUGUAGUUGCAGCUGUGUAUGAUUCUACACUGAAUUUCAGGAAUAAUGAAAACCCUACUCUUCUUGGAGUCUUGAAUGGAAAGAAAUACCAUGCAGAUCUGCUUGUUAGACGGAUACCAUUGGAAGAAAUUCCAGAAGAUGAAAAUGAAUGUGGGAACUGGCUUCAUAAACUUUAUCAGGAAAAGGAUGCAUUUCAGGAAGAAUACUUUAAAACAGGAGUAUACCCAGGAACUGCUAUAGUCCCACCAAGAAGGAUAUGGACCCUUGGUCUCUGGUUGUGUUGGUCAACAUUGUUAUCUUAUCCUUUAUUUAAACUCCUUGUUAAUAUGAUCAGUAGUGGCUCGUCACUGACACUGGCUACUUUUGGAAUCAUUAUUAUUGCAGGUGAUUUCCUGGGAAUUUACAGAAGCAGAGCUUCUGUUGGUGUUCGAUGGAUGAUUGGAGUGACAGAAAUAAAUAAAGGGUCCAGCUAUGGGAACAAUGUUGCAAAACAAAAACAUAAUUAAGCCUUCAGAGACUUUUUGAAAUCCAAAGGGAACAAAUCAGUUUUCAGAACUUGGAUUACAUAUCAUUCAUCCAUACAGAGACAUAUUUUGGCUUAAAAACAGUUCAGUGUCUUAAAUCCAUGUUCUGGAUUAUCAAAAAAUAUGCGCUCCAAAAAGUCAUUAUUUAUGGUUAAUUGUUAUUUCUUUAAUUUUAAACAGGCUAUCUCUGGUUCUGUACUAACACAAAAGUCAUUAAAAGAAUAUUUAUGAAGUUUGAAAAAUCAUACAUGCAAAAUGGAUUUCAGUGAAUGGUGCAGAUUUUCUAAACUAGGGCACUGUGCACUGCUUCCAUAUUAAAUGUGAAAACAUUACCAAGGUAAAAAAUGCAAUCAGUUCUUUACUAAGUGGGGGAGUCCUUCUUGUUACAUUUUAUCAGUGUUAACAUUUUCUUCUCGCAGAUUUCUUGGGAGUGCAAGAAUUAACAGUUGUGUAUCCUCUUAUGCAUUAUUACCAGAUAGUGUAAGAUUCGUACUCAUAAGGGAAUGCAGAUACUUACAAUAUUAGCAAGAAGCUUCCUCCUCCAGAGACAAGUGCCAUUUUCCUUCGUUACCUACUAUCCCAAGGUGCAUCAUUCCCUGCAUUUGUGCCAUUAACACUAGUGCGUGUGCCUCGCUGAUAGUUCCCCCAUAAGGGACACUGCAUUUAUUUACAUUAAGAAUUCUUUUUCUGAGGUUAGAUGUACUACAUGCAGAAUGCAGUUGCCAUUUUAUAGCCUGCACAAAAAAGAACUCUCGACAAAUCAGGAGAGAAAUAAUCCAGCUUUGUUCAAGAGUGAUAAUAUGGCGCAUUGUUAUGCCGUUCGGGCCCGAGGCUUGUGAGCACUGCUGAUUUAUUUUUUCUGAUGCAGUAUGUUGUUCUGGUUUCACUGUAACUUAUCCCUAUACUACUGCGUCAUUCUGUUGUGAACAAGAAAAAAUGCGGUGACGCACAUCCUUGAAAGCACAGUUGGUAGCUGAGGUCACAAUGAAAAAAUGACUGCUGAACCUUAAUAAGCUGCAGCCUUGCAUUUUUUAGCCAGUAGAUCUGCUGCCUCCAUCCUGAUGAGUGCACUUUUGAAGAAGAAACUACAGCAUAAAUUACUGUUACUGAUUCUCACAGUUACUCCUUCCUGAAGCAUAAGCAAGUGCCAUGAAGCAAAUCAGAAGCUGCACGGUGAUGUGCUUGUAAGAUGGGGGUAGUAACCCCCACUCCCCAGCUUGGAGUAAAAGUCAGAUGUGAGUACUGUGCUAGUGAAAGUGAACCAGUUGUUCUGGAAAGUAGGCUGCAGUCAUUGCUUUUCAUCCCUUUUCUAAAUAUCAUGGAAGCCAUAUUUUGCCUUUUGCAAAUAAGCAGGCUAUGGACAGAUUCGGGUUACUGUGCCCUUCUGUCAGGUAACACCAAGAUAAAGUACACACAGACCUCACAGUCUCUGUAAGACAUUUUUCAAGCUACAUGGAUACGCAUAAAACAUUUGAAUGAGCAUUUUUCUACUACGUUGACCUUUGAAGUUGUGUAGUGGUCCAUAACUGAUAUUGUUGUGGUGACAGUUAAGACAAUUUGAAGGUCUUUGUUAUAGUUAGAUAGUAAUGGGGGACUGUAUUGAUGAUUUUUUUGUAUUGACUUUGGAUUUUGUUUUAUUCUUUAAAGUUAAGCUGUGUUAAUAAAGAGUUACCACCAUCUGGGAAAUGUAUGUAAACAGUGUCAAAAAUUUAUUUUAGCACUAAGUCAUGCUUGUGACUUAUGAUGGAGCCAAAAAGUGCCACAGGGCUGCUAUGCCUGCUGUAUACCACUGUCUAGCCUAAGCAAAAAUAUAUCAGUCUGUAUACUAAGUGUACAGACUGAAACGAUUUUAAAUUCAUAGAACAAUAUGACGUACAUAAAGUACCAUGUUAACUUCCUGAUAGCUCAGUGUUGUACACCCACUAUGCUCCUAAUCUACUUUGUAUUUUAGCAUGCUGAUGGGGUGUGCAUGUAGGUAAGCACUUACUAGGUCAAAAAUAACAGUUGCCACUGGUUGGCAUAGUAGGUGAGGCACAGCUUCACUGAGUAAUAUAUGCUUUUUCACAAAAUUGCUGAUCUGCUUUAUGGUUGGCUGAGAUGCAUUAUUUUUAUUAGAGUGCAUAGCAAAUUUUGUUUGGAGCAUCACAGUUGGACUGCAGAUUUUUUUUCCUUCUUUGCACAAUACAAUAUACUGUAAUUUGGAAUGGACCUUUUCUGCCACCAUGAUUACAAAGACUGACAGUUCUUUGUCUAUACAAGUGCAACUGGUAAAAAUGACCCCCAUAAAUUAGGCAGUACCUGCAGACCAUGUGACACACAAUUCCAGUUUUACACUGAAAACCUAGAACGCUUUUUGUGUAUUUUGCUGGACUUUGUAGCUUUGGUAAUAGCUGGAUGCAUUCAAAGCAAUUUUGAUAUUUUUUAUCAGUACAACACAAUUAAAAUGUUUCAGUUUAGUAACAAUAAACUUCAUUGCAAUACUA
Messenger RNA from Protopterus annectens (West African lungfish), 4065 nucleotides. It is a transcript of the gene AGPAT4, whose product is annotated as 1-acylglycerol-3-phosphate O-acyltransferase 4. Lineage: Eukaryota; Metazoa; Chordata; Ceratodontiformes; Protopteridae. The transcript is spliced from 11 exons. Gene Ontology annotation, cellular component: endomembrane system; mitochondrial outer membrane. The coding region runs from base 401 to 1564 and encodes 387 amino acids. Gene Ontology annotation, molecular function: 1-acylglycerol-3-phosphate O-acyltransferase activity. The record is from RefSeq and is a predicted model, not a curated record.